Cannabis sativa is the source of this 2336-nucleotide messenger RNA. RefSeq names its product pentatricopeptide repeat-containing protein At3g49170, chloroplastic-like. The record is from RefSeq and is a predicted model, not a curated record. The transcript has a single exon. The coding region runs from base 258 to 2048 and encodes 596 amino acids. Lineage: Eukaryota; Viridiplantae; Streptophyta; Magnoliopsida; Rosales; Cannabaceae. Gene Ontology annotation, molecular function: RNA binding; protein binding. Gene Ontology annotation, biological process: RNA modification.
UAAAUAAACAAAUUACCAACUAACAACUCUUCUCAGCAGAAUCAAGAUUUCAAAAGUUUGAUCGUUUAAAUCAUCAUCUGUGGAAUCUUUCAAAAAACAAAAAUCAUCAUUUGUGGAAUACAAUAUAACAUAAAACAAUAACAAAGCCAACACUAAAUUCACAUCAAGAUCAAGACAGAGCUUGCAGUUCUUGAGAUAAAAAAAUAAAACCAGAAAAAACUGCUAAAAAUUGUAAUGUGUUGUUAUGAUGAUGAAUUAUGAUUAUAACUCUCUUCCCUCCAUAUCCCAAAACCAAGUCUUUCUUUAUUACUUUCUUCUACAGAUUUUACCAUUACAGAGGUAAAGGUUCAUCAUCACCAGAUUCCACUCCUACCCUCUUCAACAAUCUUCUAAACCACACUACACAAACUAAUAACAUCAAACAUGUCUCCCAAAUUCACACUCACCUCAUCACAAACGACUUCAUCUCCAUCUCUUUCCUCUUCAACAACCUCCUCAACUCCUACGCCAAAUGUGGCUUCAUCAACCGAAGUCUGCUUCUAUUGUUCUCUACCGCCGCACACCGUGUCUCCAAAAACGUCGUCGCUUGGACUACUAUCGUCACCCGAAUGUUCCAUAAUGGAGAACCCUUUGAAGCUUUGUUGCUCUUUAGACAAAUGAGGUGUUCUGGUUUAGUCCCGAAUCAGUUCACUUUCUCUGCAGCUUUGCCAGCUUGUGGGGAAACUGAGAUUUUAAUUCAUGGAAAACAACUUCAUUCUUUGGUUUGGAUACUUGGGCUCGAAACCCAUUUGUUUGUUUCUUCGGCUUUGAUCGAUAUGUAUGCGAAAUGCUUUGAUAUGGUUUCUGCAGAGAAGGUGUUUGAUGAAAUGCCUGAUAGAAAUGUUGUGUCUUGGAAUUCUAUGAUUACGGGGUUUUUAAAAAACGAGUUUUAUGAUAAGGGUGUUGAGUUUUUCAAGGAGGUUAUUAGGGAGAGUUUGGUCUCUCCUGAUGAAGUGAGCUUUUCGAAUGUGUUGAGUGCUUGUGCUAAAAUGGGGACCUUGGAAUUUGGUGGACAAGUUCAUGGGGUUGUUGUGAAACAUGGUUUGGAAUCAUUAUCUUAUGUGAGCAACUCUUUGAUUGAUAUGUACUGUAAAUGUGGGGGGUUUAACAAUGCUGUUAAGUUGUUUCAGAUAAGAGGAGACUCUUUUAGAGACGUUGUGUCUUGGAAUAUUAUGGUAAGUGGAUUCAUUUCGAAUAACAAGUUUGAAGAUGCUUGUAACCUUAUUUGGAUCAUGAGAAGGGAAGGCUUGAAACUUGAUGAAGUUUCAUACUCUUCAGCCCUUAAUGCUUCAGCUUCGCUUUCAGCUCUUAAUCAAGGGAUUUUGAUCCAUGACCAGGUAAUAAAAUGUGGGUUUGUUCAGAAUUCGAGUGUUCUAAGUUCAUUAAUAACAAUGUAUUCAAAAUGUGGAAGCUUGAUUGAUGCUUAUUGUGUUUUUGAAGAAACUAAGGAUCGUAAUGUGAUUUGUUGGACUGCUAUGAUCACAGCUUACCAACAACAUGGUUAUGUGAACAAAGUGAUUGAAUCAUUCCAGGAAAUGAUAAGAGAGGGAAUGAAGCCUAAUUAUGUAACUUUUGUAACUGUUCUAUCAUCUUGUGGCCAUGCUGGGCUAGUGGAGGAAGGUUUUGCAUAUUUUGAUUCAAUGACCAAAAUUUAUGGUAUCAAUCCUGGACAUGAACACUAUGCUUGCAUGGUCGAUUUGCUUGGUCGUGCAGGUCGAUUAGAUGAAGCUAGGAGGUUUGUAGAAUCAAUGCCAAUGAAACCGAAAUCUUCGAUUUGGGGAGCUUUGCUUGGCGCUUGCAAGAAUUAUAACAAUCUUGAAAUGGGGAAAGAAGUUGCUGAGAAGCUUUUUGUGUUGGAACCAGAUAAUCCUGGAAAUUAUGUGCUGCUAUCUAGUAUUUAUAGAGAUAAUGGAAGGUUAGAAGAAGCAGAUCAAGUUAGAAGAUUGAUGGAGUUUAAUGGGAUAAGAAAGGCAAGUGGGUGUAGCUGGAUUGAUGUAAAUCAAGAAUAAAAAUUGUGUUCAUAGCUCUUGAUAAGUAAAAUUCAUGGAUGGAUUAAUGAGAUGUUGACAAAAUUGAAGUGGAGAACUAAGGAAACUUUUUUAGUCAUUUUGUACCGAAAUAUUAUGGCUUCAAUAAGAAUAAUGGACUUUAUCAUCAUAACUUUCAUAUGCAGUAAACAAGGUUGUUUCAGAAAUUUUUGCUAGAGAUUUAUUUUGUUUCGGAAAUGGCAAUUUGGGUAAGAUUAUAUAUAGCUAAAUAAUGUAAGUAAAAGUUUUGAUUCAUUUUUUCGGUUUCAA